AUGGUUCAGGUAACAGAACUUGCAGAGGAGAUUAAAUCACUUCAAGAUCAGAAAGUAAUCAAAAGUCCGGUAAAAACUUUAAAUCCAUUUUUAGAUGAAAAAGAUAUAUUACGUGUAGGCGGUCGCUUAACUCAUGCCACAAUUAAUUAUGAUUCUAAACAUCAAAUUUUAUUGCCAAAAAAUCAUAAGCAUACCAAGCUAAUAUUUAUCCAUUAUCAUUUGAAAAAUUUUCAUGCUGGUCCUCAAGCAUUAUUACAUUUUGAUAGGAGAAGAUUUUGGCCCAUUGGUGGCAAAGACUUAGCUAGAAAAACAGUUCAUGAAUGCUUAAUUUGUUUUCGUCAUAAACCUAUCAUUUCAGACCAAUUAAUGGCCGAUUUACCUCCUGAAAGUGUAAAUCCAAAUCUAACCUUUGAUAACACAGGGAUAGAUUUUGCAGGUUAA
Messenger RNA from Stegodyphus dumicola, 441 nucleotides. RefSeq lists its product as uncharacterized. The record is from RefSeq and is a predicted model, not a curated record. NCBI's taxonomy places the organism in Eukaryota, Metazoa, Arthropoda, Arachnida, Araneae, Eresidae.